AUGUCCUGGAAAAUCACCAAAAAACUCAAGGAGACGCACCUUGCUCCUUUAACACAAACGUUUACACGAUCCUCCUCCACAUCUACUAUCAAAGGUGAAUCCGGAGAAGAAACACCGGUCGCCGCACAGACUCCGACCAUUUCCUCAAGUGCAUCCAACGGAAUCGCUGCUUCGGAAUCGCUCGUCUCCCCUCCUGUGGCCCCCGUCAAGCCUGGAAUCCUGAUCGUCACCCUUCAUGAAGGUCGCAGCUUCGCUCUUCCGCAGCAUUAUCAGCAGGUCUUCAGUUCACACGUUCAGAAUGGCUAUGCGAUGCGCCCUAGCUCUUCGUCCUCUCACUCUACGCAGUCUCAGUCGAGCUCAUUUGUGCAAAGCAACCGUCCCCAAUCAACGAGCUCGGGCAUCAACGCGGCCCCGACUAUUCACGGUCGGUACUCAACUAAGUACCUUCCUUACGCCCUUUUAGACUUCGAUAAGAAUCAAGUUUUCGUCGAUGCAGUUUCGGGAUCUCCAGAAAACCCCCUUUGGGCAGGUGACAACACAGCGUUCAAGUUUGACGUGUCUCGUAAGACCGAUCUGAACGUCCAACUAUACCUUCGCAACCCCGCCGCUCGGCAAGGUGUCGGCCGGAAUGAUGAUAUCUUCUUGGGUGCCGUCAAAGUCCAUCCUCGAUUUGAAGAGGAAACUCACCCCUACGUUGACGACCCAAAGUUGAGCAAGAAGGACAACCAGAAGGCUGCCGCGGCCCACGCCGAACAGGAACGCGCCCUAGGACAAGUAGGUGCCGAAUGGCUUGACCUUCAGUUCGGUUCCGGAUCCCUCAAAAUCAGCGUAUCUUUCGUUGAGAGCAAGCACCGCAGCCUGAAACUAGAGGAUUUCAACUUGCUCAAGGUCGUCGGCAAGGGCAGCUUUGGAAAGGUCAUGCAGGUUAUGAAGAAGGACACGGGCCGUAUCUAUGCUCUCAAGACCAUUCGUAAAGCACACAUCAUCUCGCGGUCGGAAGUCACGCAUACGCUCGCCGAAAGAUCCGUACUCGCUCAGAUCAACAAUCCUUUCAUCGUACCUCUUAAGUUCUCCUUCCAGUCCCCGGAGAAGCUGUACUUCGUCCUGGCUUUCGUGAAUGGUGGAGAGCUGUUCCACCACCUUCAGCGGGAACAGCGAUUCGAUGUCAACCGAGCCCGUUUCUACACCGCCGAGUUGCUUUGUGCCCUUGAGUGUCUGCAUGGUUUCAAGGUUAUCUACCGCGACCUGAAACCCGAGAACAUUCUCCUUGACUACACCGGACAUAUUGCUCUGUGCGACUUUGGUUUGUGCAAAUUGGACAUGAAAGACGAAGAUCGAACAAACACGUUCUGCGGAACUCCAGAGUAUCUAGCCCCCGAGCUUCUCCUUGGUCAAGGGUAUACCAAGACCGUCGACUGGUGGACUCUUGGUGUGCUUCUCUAUGAGAUGCUGACUGGUCUUCCGCCUUUCUAUGACGAGAACACAAAUGAUAUGUACCGAAAGAUCCUACAGGAGCCUUUGACUUUCCCAAGCAGCGACAUCGUACCCCCGGCUGCGCGGGAUCUUCUUACUCGACUCCUUGACCGUGAUCCUCAUCGCCGACUUGGUGCCAAUGGUGCCGCGGAGAUCAAGUCUCACCACUUCUUCGCCAACAUUGACUGGCGUAAGCUGCUCCAGAGGAAGUAUGAGCCAAGCUUCCGACCAAAUGUGUCGGAUGCCCGCGACACCAAGAACUUCGACGUCGAGUUCACCUCCGAAGCUCCGAAAGACUCAUAUGUAGACGGACCCAUGCUGUCUUCGACUCAGCAACAGCAGUUUGAGGGAUGGUCUUACAACCGCCCCGUUGCGGGUCUCGGCGACGCUGGUGGCAGCGUCAAGGAUCCAUCAUUCGCCAGUAUCCCUGAGGAUUCCCGAUUUUAG
This is a messenger RNA of Aspergillus mulundensis, 1920 nucleotides long. Its product is annotated as serine/threonine-protein kinase. Bases 1 to 1920 code for a protein of 639 amino acids. The transcript is spliced from 6 exons. Lineage: Eukaryota; Fungi; Ascomycota; Eurotiomycetes; Eurotiales; Aspergillaceae. Gene Ontology annotation, molecular function: ATP binding; protein serine/threonine kinase activity. Gene Ontology annotation, biological process: protein phosphorylation. The record is from RefSeq and is a predicted model, not a curated record.